Lytechinus pictus (painted urchin) is the source of this 9217-nucleotide messenger RNA. RefSeq lists its product as uncharacterized. NCBI's taxonomy places the organism in Eukaryota, Metazoa, Echinodermata, Echinoidea, Temnopleuroida, Toxopneustidae. The transcript has 10 exons. The record is from RefSeq and is a predicted model, not a curated record. Bases 1081 to 4338 code for a protein of 1085 amino acids.
AUACCAUUGUCUAUCUAUACAAGUGACGCCGACUCGAUUGAUGAUGUUACAUCCAGCAUGUGAUCUCGAGCCUAUUGGAGGGAAUUGGGUCAAGUUUAUUUGGCUGUCUGAUACUAUACUUUAAAAGUUAUGAUUAUUUUUUUAAACAAAACAUUUUGAUAUGUUUUGAUACUAUUAUAUUGAACUUGUAUUGCAGGGGUCCACUAAUAAGACGAGGGAUCUGACCCCCCACCUAUAUUUUUUGUGAUAAUUCUGUAAUGCAAAACUUCGGUGCUGCACCGUGUCAUGCCCAUUUUUUAAGCCUUGCUAAACUUUUGAGAAUAUUUGCGUCUCUGCACCCGCCUUAAUCUAUUACUGUCGUCUGGCAUGAUAUUCCCCUAUCCAGUCUAUUACUAUGGUCUGGCAUGAUAUUCCUCUAUCCAGUCUAUUACUGUGGUCUGGCAUGAUAUUCCCCUAUCCAGUCUAUUACUAUGGUCUGGCAUGAUAUUCCCCUAUCCAGUCAUUAAUACAAAGCUUGUCACAGCCUGAUAAGCAGAGUAGAGAGGCAGUUACCCCCCCCCCAAAAAAAAAUAGCAAAAAAAAAAGAGAGAAAUUGAAUAAAAUAUUUAUACUGAAAAAUAUUCACAAAAUUAACCAUAAGUGUGCACAAAAUCCUUCAAUUUCACUUUAGAAAAUGCAAAAGCGCUCCAAUGGCAAACUUGGUUAAUUUGCUCCCUCGCUUUGAGUUUCAUCAGAAAUGUUUACGCCCCCCCCCCCCCUCCAGAAAAAUUCUGUUUACGAUCUUGUUCAUCCCCUCCACAUAAAUCGACACCCAUGGUAGUAGAAGUAGCAGAUGAAGAAUGUUAUCUGUAUGUCACCUGGAAAUGAUGUUGGGCACUCAAACUACUGGAAAACAGAACAAGUCCCCCGACAGAGCCUUGGGGUACUCCACAUUCAAGUGGCCUUCUCAAAAUGGUUUUGCAGGAGUGACCGGAGAAGAAUUGGAAAUUUUCAUUUAGUUUUCUCACCCACAUUCUCAUGCCUUUUUCUCAUUUAAUCUGCUUUUAAUUGAAAAAAAUCAGGCAAAAAUCACCAAGUACCAUGACGGAGACCUUAACAGAGGAAAAACUCAUGGACCUAGCAGAGGCUGUGGGUGACCAUAAGAAUGUAUUGAAGUUCGGGUUGAAACUGGGAUUCCAGAAGUCCGAAGUCAGUACAUACAUCAGUACAAAUAGACGAAAUGACAGUUCCGAAGGAACCACCUCCAUGCUCUUCGACUGGAAAAGAAAGACACGGAGAGCAAACCAAAUACCUGGUAUCAUCAAGGCAUUUGAAGACGCUGGAUUUGCGGAAUUAGUAGAUGAUUUCUUCCCAUCUGGAGAGGAUGUCUCACAAGAAACUACAACAACUUCAAGAGCAUCAACUUCAACAGGAGCAGCAGACGUGUCAGCAUUACCACAUACCAUCAGUGAGAGAGAACUUUUGAUGUUGUCGACAGAGAUCAGACCAAGUUACUACAAGAAAGUUGGCAUUAACCUGAAUAUCUCCAUUGUAACCCUUGAUAAUAUCAAGGAGCGUAGCCGAGAUAACUGCGAUGCAUUGAUGACAGCUUUCACAAGAUGGAGGGAUAAACAGCUUCCAGACACAAACAUCAGGGCUCAUCUUGCAGAGGCUUUACAAAAGAGUGGUCUAGUGUCGCUGUCUCAGAAACUGAUUACUGGAAAUCUAUUAGGGACAGGUGCAUCAAUGCCAGCAUCACAGACCCAACCACUCACUCCUGACCUGGUUGAAAGAUGUAGAAAGGAGCUUCAAUCCCAUUACAGAAGAUAUUUCUGUAAGAUUAGAGCUGAUAGUCUUAAUCCACGUUCCCUUGCGCCGUGUAAAGACAUAUAUACACACCUUGUUUUGGAAGAAGAAGAUUAUCGCAAUAAGAAGCGAUCACUCGAAUAUAAGGACCUCUUCAAACUUAAAAUUAAUGGAGAGUUUCCAAAUCGGAUCAUCAUUCAGGGAGAAGCAGGGGCUGGAAAGACGACACUCUGCGCAAAGAUUGCAUGGGACUGGAUAAACGGUAGUCCUGAUGUUCCUAAGUUUGUAUGGGUACUUGUAAUCCCUCUUCGUGAAGUCAAGCGAUAUACAAUUGGUCAGAUAGUCAAGUCUUAUCUCUCAAAGGACAACCCAGCAACAGCCUGUCAGAUCACCAAUUACAUCCGUUCAAAUCCAGAAAAGGUAUUCAUUGCCUGUGAUGGAUUAGAUGAGUUUAGUGGCAAGGUUGUACAGCACUCUGAAACCAAACAAGAAUUAGAAGGUGCUCAGCCAGAGUCUAAUGAUCAACCAGAUUCAAGCCCAAAAUCAAAGCGACGAAAGUUAAUGGGGCAUAUGUCCUCACGUACACCAAUUGCCCCAUUGAUGCCAAGAGGCAGCAUCUCAGAUGGAAGUGAAAGCACUACUGAAGAAGAUGAUAUCUCUCUAGUACAUAUCCUUCGUUCAGAUGAACUCAGCAAUUGCCCAGUGAUGGUGACCAGUCGUCCAUGGAAGGCCAAUGAGAUAAAGUGGGAUCUCAAUCUAAUGAAACUGUAUGCUUUCAUUCAUGUGGAAGGCUUUAGUAAGAAGAAUGUGGAGGUUUACAUUCACAAGUACUUUAAAGACAAUACAGUCACAGCAGAUCAGCUUAUUCAAAUGAUCAAAGAGAAUGACAUCAUAUCAGAGUAUAUGGCACCCUAUCCUAUCUAUAUAUCUAUGCUCUGUCUUAUGUGGAGAGGACUUGAUGACAAAAAGAAAGAAUUGUUUAAAACCAUUCGAACAUUCUCUGAAUUAUUUCAUGAGAUGUUUGAAUUCUUAAACGUGCAUUAUGUCCAAAAAGAGAUCCAAGAUCUAAGGGGUCCAUCAUUUAAUGACCAUCGCUCUAAAAUUGAAAAACUCAUGGAACCCGUUGCCAAAUUGGCAUUUGCUGGACUGCAAUCGAAUAACCUUAUUUUCAAUGAAGAAGAUCUUGAACAGUACUCAGACUCUGUGAAAACAGCAUGCAAAGUAGGGGUGUUGUCACAGGAGAAUAAGCUCUCAUCCAUUCAUGAUAAGAGCAGACCGUUCCUGCAGUCAACAUUCUUCUUUCCUCAUAAACUAUUCCAGGAGUACAUGGCUGCAGUCUAUCUUGCUUCUCUCUAUGAUUCAGAUUGCACUGAAUUUAAGAGGCUGAUUGAGGAAGUAGUGAUCCCUAGGAAGGAAGAGUUUAGGUAUCUCCUGUACUUCACUGUGUCACAGGACAAAAACAUUGCCAAGUAUAUCACCACAUGUCUGCUACAACAGUACACCCAAAGCAGAGACGUUGCACAAAAGGAGCUGAAUUUCUUGGUUGAUGUAACCUUUGAGAGUCAAGAUGAAGAUACCAACGCCAUGCUUCGGAAUUCAGUGUCAUCUCUGUCCAUUGAUGUUGAAGACACACACACUAUAGCUGGUUAUGCAUCCACUGGGAUAUAUUCAAAGGCGAUCGCAAUGCAUAUUGGUGGAAAUGUAUUGAUACCUUCCUACGGACCAGGUAUAUCAAAAGAGGUUGCAGCGAUGGUAUGCUCAGCACCAUCACUAAGGGAUGUUAAACUGACUGGAAGCUUUCACCCUACCUUCUAUGAAACUCUUGCCAAAGAAGGAAGGACAGCCACAGCCCAUACUCUUGAGAUUUUUAAUGGUAGGCGUCUAUCAUCAGCCUCUUCACAUCACCUAGUAGAAGCUUUAUGCUCCAUACCUAACCUGACUAACCUGACACUAUAUAAAGUGUGUAACCAAGAGGAGUUCUGUUCUCUUCUGAAUAAGAAGGCUUCAACCUUGAAGGUCCAUACUCUUCAGAUUUGGGAUGAUGAGCCUCUAUCAUCAGCCUCUUCACAUCACCUAGUAGAAGCUUUAUGCUCCCUACCUAACCUGACUAACCUGAUACUGAGAAGAGUUUGUGACGAGGAGGAGUUGUAUUCUCAAUUGAAUGAGAAGGCUUCAACCUUGAAGGUCCAUACUCUUGAUAUUGAGAUUGAUUGGCCUCUAUCAGCCUCUUCAUAUCACCUAGUAGAAGCUUUAUGCUUCCUACCUAACCUGACUAACCUGAUACUGAGAGGAGAUUGGGACCAGGAGUUCUAUUCUCAUCUGAAUGAGAAGGCUUCAACCUUGAAGGGUUCUUUCCCUCAGAUCAGAAAAGGAAAUUUCAUGUUCAAUGGAAAGCCUCAGAAGGAUCUUCAAUCAUUCCUACAAGCAGUCAGUGACGAGAUAGGCUUUUAUGACGAGAAUUUUUCAGACGAGAGCUCCUCGGUUGGACCUUCUUACUUAACACGAGUACUCUGCUGCUGUUGCCUCUUCCUCAGACAAAUAAAUGAUGAAUGACAUUUCUCUGUCAUGGACUGUGUCAUGUACAUGUAUUAUCAUUAUUGAUUAUACAUGUGUGCGCAUUGAUGUAAAAAGCAUUAUGAUGUCACUGAUGUCUGCACAAUACGCUGCCAUAGUAACCAGUGAUGCCGGAUGAAAGCCUUAGAAUUUCUAACUAAAUAUACCAACUUGGACUUGAUUAUUUAGUGUAUGUGUUGGUGACAUAGUGCCAAGUAAUCCAUACAAACAUAUAACAGAGUAUCCCAACCAUCUAGAUGGUAUAACUGGUUUCAUUCUACUCUAAUGAAUAGAACCAUCUUAUUGGUCUCCAUGACAGUCACUAGAUCCUACAAUAGUGUGUACAUGUACAUAUAACAGAGUAUCCCAACCAUCUAGAUGGUAUAACUGGUUUCAUUCUACUCUAAUGAUUAGAACCAUCUUAUUGGUCUCUAUGACAGUCACUGGAUCCUACAAUGGUGUGUACAUGAACCCAUUUCAGUUUUAUCCCUGGAACAUUAUUUUAUUCGUAAAAUGACUGUGAACUCUUUCUAUCCCAGAAUGUUUUGCAAUGAAUUUAUGAUGCGAAAUGCUUUCAAACUGAUAUUCAGGCAUUUUUUGGUUAUUAAGGAAGUAUCAUAACUAAUGAUAUCAUGUGAUGCAUUUUUAAGAGACUCAACUUUUCAGCAUAGAAGAUUAUGCAGUUGUCACCCGUUGAUGGUAAUUUUUAUCUAUGACCAAGUAUGUGAUGUUAAAAACAUGAAUUCACCUUGUUAUGUUUAUGCAAAUAUAAAAAUUAAUUUUCAGUGUUUUUCAAAGCUAUUCCAAAUAUUUUCACAUUAUUCUUAACCAAAAACCAUGUUUCAUCUGUCAAAAUUACAUCCGUUUGAUGUUAUCAAGCCAAACUCUUUCCAGAGGUAUACUGUUUUAUUCUUCCUGGAAUCCUAUUAUGUUAUCUGAGGUAGAAGAUCUAACAACUAUGCUGUAGAAAAUGAGAAUGUCCUCCCUUUAAUUAUGUUUUAUUUAUCAUGUUAUGUUUAUCAUAAAUGAGAAAGUCACUCCUUCAAUUCUAUUAUGUUUAUCAUAAAGGAGAAAGUCACUCCUUCAAUUCUAUUAUGUUUAUCAUAAAGGAGAAAGUCUCUCCUUCAAUUCUAUUAUGUUUAUCAUAAAGGAGAAAGUCACUCCUUCAAUUCUAUUAUGUUUAUCAUAAAGGAGAAAGUCACUCCUUCAAUUCUAUUAUGUUUAUCAUAAAUGAGAAAGUCACUCCUUCAAUUCUAUUAUGUUUAUUAUAAAGGAGAAAGUCACUCCUUCAAUUCUAUUAUGUUUAUUAUAAAGGAGAAAGUCACUCCUUCAAUUCUAUUAUGUUUAUCAUAAAGGAGAAAGUCACUCCUUCAAUUCUAUUAUGUUUAUUAUAAAGGAGAAAGUCACUCCUUCAAUUCUAUUAUGUUUAUCAUAAAGGGGAAAGUCACUCCUUCAAUUCUAUUAUGUUUAUCAUAAAUGAGAAAGUCACUCCUUCAAUUCUAUUAUGUUUAUCAUAAAGGAGAAAGUCACUCCUUCAAUUCUAUUAUGUUUAUCAUAAAGGAGAAAGUCACUCCUUCAAUUCUAUUAUGUUUAUUAUAAAGGAGAAAGUCACUCCUUCAAUUCUAUUAUGUUUAUCAUAAAGGAGAAAGUCACUCCUUCAAUUCUAUUAUGUUUAUCAUAAAUGAGAAAGUCACUCCUUCAAUUCUAUUAUGUUUAUCAUAAAGGAGAAAGUCACUCCUUCAAUUCUAUUAUGUUUAUCAUAAAGGAGAAAGUCACUCCUUCAAUUCUAUUAUGUUUAUUAUAAAGGAGAAAGUCACUCCUUCAAUUCUAGUAUGUUUAUCAUAAAGGAGAAAGUCACUCCUUCAAUUCUAUUAUGUUCAUCAUAAAGGAGAAAGUCACUCCUUCAAUUCUAUUAUGUUCAUCAUGAAGGAGAAAGUCACUCCUUCAAUUCUAUUAUGUUUAUCAUAAAGGAGAAAGUCACUCCUUCAAUUCUAUUAUGUUUAUCAUAAAGGAGAAAGUCACUCCUUCAAUUCUAGUAUGUUUAUCAUAAAGGAGAAAGUCACUCCUUCAAUUCUAUUAUGUUUAUCAUAAAGGAGAAAGUCACUCCUUCAAUUCUAUUAUGUUUAUCAUAAAGGAGAAAGUUACUCCUUCAGUUCUAUUGUGUUUAUCAUAAAGGAGAAAGUCACUCCUUCAAUUCUAUUAUGUUUAUGAUUAAGAAAAAGUCACUCCUUCAAUUCUAUUAUGUUUAUCAUAAAGGAGAAAGUCACUCCUUUAAUUCUUUAAUGUUUAACAUAAAGGAGAAAGUCGCUCUUUCAAAUAGAGGGAAUGAUUUGCUGUUAGUGUUUUCUUCUAGUUUUUACAAAUCUUGCCCAUUCUUUCAAAAUUAAAAGUGAAGCCUUCCUUUAUGUUAUUUUCAUGAAAUUGUAUAUGUUGUAAUGAUCAUACAUGUAUAUUUUCAUGUUGAAACUGAAUGAGGAAUAUUUGGUUUAUGAUUAAUCACGGUUUUCAAUACACUUUUUUGUUUGAUGAUUUUAGAGACAUGAAAUCAAUUUAAUAUGAACUUUGAAACCAAGUUGCAAUCUUUCAGAAUGAAAGGCAGUUCUUUUCACACAAAUAUAUGACCUACCAAUAUAAUAUUUGAUUCUCUUCAUAAUAAUAUGCAUAUUCAAUGACAACAUACAAUAUAUUACUUGUUUUCUGAUGCGUACAUACACUGAGUUACUCAUCCAUUCUCAAUUCAAUGUUUACAUCUAACUUGUAAUAAUGAUAAAGCAAAAUGAAAAGAUACCAUUUGAUUAUGAUAAAGAUAAGAUUUUUUCACCUUUUAGAAGUGAUUCAAAUCAAACUACUAUUUUUUUCUUCACAUUUUACAAGAACAGAGGGGCGGGGCAAUUUCAAAAUCAUACAAAAUUUAUUAUACAAUAUAGAAACACAAGCUCACAAUAGAUUAAAUUGAUUAUGAUUACUCCUUGGAUGAAAAUAAUUUUGUUGAUUUUCAUCCAUAUCCAUGAUAUCAGAAUGAUUUAUCUCUUAAAAAGAGACCAGUAAUCAGCUUCACUUGUUUCAUCAUAUUUCAUCUUAUUUUCAUUGUAAGGAAAAGCAAUGUGGAAUAAUUCUAAGCUACAAGUACAUGUCCACAGUGUAUGUGAAGUCUUUCAAUUUUAAUAAUGUAUAGAGUCAUAAAUAAUACAUGUUUAUAUAUAAUGUAAAUUAGUAGUGUAAAGUUUAGAAGACAGUAUUGUCUAUUAUAAACCAAUGGCAGCUGAAAUUUGGUUAAAUUCAGGAAUUUUCUUGGGUACAUUUUUAACUGUUUAAAACUAACUAUUUUUCCUUUUAAAUGCCUUUUAAUGUUUAUUUAUUAUCACAUCUCCCAUGAAUUACUCAUUCUUCAGAUGUAAGAUAAUUUAUUGUAUCCAUCCAUCCUGUAUAGGCCAAGUUGGUUUAGGAGGAUUUUAAUGGUAAUUUGAAAUGUGGUGUAUCAAAUGACUUUUGUCAAAUUUGUGAAUCAGAAAAUCCCCAAUAUAUUACGUCUUGAAUAUGAAUCAAAAAUUAAACUGUUUUGUCUUAGGGUAAUUGAGUAAAAGGAUGGCUCCUGUCAGAAUAUUGUGAAGUGGUACACCUGUAUUUUGGACACAGUGGUAUUACUAAUUAUGUGUUGUUAAUACAUGUAGUAGAAUUUGUGUAUCAAAUUAGUAGUUAUUGACUUUUGUCAAAUUGGUGUAUCAAAAAUGCCAAAAUCCCAUUUUAAUUGAGAAGUUGAUUAAUGAGUAGAAAGGAUUACUUCUGUCUGAUUAUUGUGAAGUAGUAUGUAAUGGCACUCUAUGAAGGUAUUUGGGCAAGGAAACAAGCUAAAAAUGUAAAAGAUAUCUCCAAAUCAAUCUUCCUAGCUAAAGUCUGUGCGUUUUUCACGAUUGAAGUCUUCGUUUUAUUCAUAUAACUAUUUCAAAAUCUGCGCAAAUCAUUUUUCACCAAUUUUUCAAAAGUGAGUGGUGCUCACUCAAGCAGAACAAUUGUUUGACAGUUAUAUCGUCAUUGACUUAAAGAGAUCUGUACCAAUGUUGAAAUGUGGAAAAAUCUUCAAGAUAUUACAAAUGCAUAAUUUUUAUAGGAUUUUUUCUGAGUAAACUUUUUUUGAUACACACUGUAUACAUGUAAGUCGUUUGCUUUAAAGCCAAGGCCUUCAUGUUAAUUUCUUAUGACAUUUCUCAUGAAUUACAUAUUCUCCCGAUGUAAGAUGUGUGAUGAUUUAUUUUGCAUCCACCUGUAGAGGCCAUUGUGAUGUCACUGGUUUUGAAUGGUAAUUUCUGCCUGAAAUAGUUCUUGACUUUUGUCAAAUGUGUGUAUCACACAAUCCACUUCAUUAUGUAUAAGAAUUGAUGGAUAACUUGCUUAGAUAGAAGUUGAUUACUGAGUAGAAAGGCUGACUUCUGUCAAAUUAUUGUGAAGUAGUACACCUGUACUUUUGACACAAUGGAGUUACUUAUAAUGCAUUCUAAAUGCAAAUAGAAGAGUUUAUCAUUUUAAUUGCAUGAAUCAUUAAAACGUUAAAACAUGUAUGUCAUUCAUAUUGCUAAUGAUAUCAUAAAUUAAUAUUAUACGCAGUAUCAUGGUACAGUAAAACCUGUAUAUAGAUAUCAAACAAUAGAGAGAAGCAGUCUUUGUAAUAGGAUAGUCUUUACGAGCAUGUUUCAAUGAUAUACAAGGAUACACACUUAUUAUCAGGAACGGUGCCUCAAACGGUAGCUCCACCAUAUUUUUUCAAGCACUAGUAAACCAAGAUAGAGAAAAGGAUGGAGUAAAGAGAAUAAAAGAAACAAGUGUAUCACCAGCAGAGGUUUCAGCUAUGUAGCUCAAUAAUAAACCCUAAAAUACAAAUGAU